Penicillium waksmanii is the source of this 729-nucleotide messenger RNA. It is a transcript of the gene atp4, whose product is annotated as F1F0 ATP synthase subunit 4. The transcript has 4 exons. The record is from RefSeq and is a predicted model, not a curated record. Gene Ontology annotation, biological process: proton motive force-driven ATP synthesis. Lineage: Eukaryota; Fungi; Ascomycota; Eurotiomycetes; Eurotiales; Aspergillaceae. Bases 1 to 729 code for a protein of 242 amino acids. Gene Ontology annotation, molecular function: proton transmembrane transporter activity.
AUGGCUUCGCGUCUUGCUAAGAGCGCCAUUGGCGCCGCCCGCCUGCGGCCGACUAUCGCCGCCCGUGUCCCUGCCGUCACUGCCCUGACCUCGACUCGCGCGGCCUCCAACGUCCCUGCUGAGGAGCCUUCCAAGAAGGCCCAGUCCAUCCUGAAUGCCGUCCCCGGUAACUCUCUGGUCACCAAGACCGCCACUCUCUCCGCUGCCGCCGGUAUCUCCAUCGCCGCCAUCAGCAACGAGCUCUACGUGAUGAACGAGGAGACUGUCGCCGCUUUCUGUCUGCUCUCCGUCUUCACCGCUGUGGCCAAGUACGGUGGUCCCGCUUACCGCCAGUGGGCUGAGGGUCAGGUCCAGAGGCACAAGGAUAUCCUGAACGCCGCCCGUGCCGACCACACCAGCGCUGUCCAGUCGCGCAUCGACAACGUCAAGGAGAUGUCCGGUGUUGUUGAGGUCACCAAGCAGCUGUUCGCUGUCUCCAAGGAGACCGCCCAGCUCGAGUCCCAGGCCUACGAGCUUGACCAGCGCACUGCUCUGGCCAGCGAGGCCAAGCAGGUUCUGGACUCUUGGGUCCGCUACGAGAGCCAGGUUAAGCAGCGCCAGCAGAAGGAGCUCGCCGAUUCCAUCAUCGGCAAGAUCCAGAAGGAGCUUGAGAACCCCAAGGUUCUCCAGCAGAUCCUGCAGCAGUCCGUUGCCGAUGUUGAGCGCAUCAUGUCUGCCAAGGCCCAGUAA